This is a messenger RNA of Punctularia strigosozonata HHB-11173 SS5, 571 nucleotides long. RefSeq lists its product as uncharacterized. The record is from RefSeq and is a predicted model, not a curated record. NCBI's taxonomy places the organism in Eukaryota, Fungi, Basidiomycota, Agaricomycetes, Corticiales, Punctulariaceae. The transcript has 2 exons. The coding region runs from base 77 to 412 and encodes 111 amino acids.
CUCGGUACGCAGAGCACGAGCGCUCUCCCUCUCGGAGGAUAGUUUGGAGCCUCGUACACUCUUUCCAUCCGGGCGUAUGUCAUCCGACAAGGAACCACUUCGUACUCGACACCGUCGAUCAGCUAGCGAUGCUACAGCCUUCACGCGCCCCAUCGUCGACGGACCGCCACCGCAGUUGCCACCCGUGGAGACCGAAGAGCGCCGUCGCCACAGGCAGAAGGAGAUCGAUCGACUCAUCGUCAACCGGAGAAUGAGGGCCUUGUCGACCGUCUACGAUCGCAAAGCGUCGUCCCCGUAUUAUCUGGUGGAAGAGGAAGAUGCUCUUCCUUUCGAACUGUACCCGAUCUUGUCCCUCACGGAAACCCCUGUUUCAGUAGAGGGUGGAACCUGCAGUUCAGGAGCUACUGUUUGAACACUCGAUGACGUCUCAAGUCGAUUGUGCAGUACGUGUAUAUGUAUCAUACGCGAUGGAAGUGAUUGGGGUGGAUAUUGCGGCUCAAGACCACCACCAAAGCGUGGUGGUCUUGAGAAUCAACAUCUUAUGCCUGGAUUAACGCUAGAGACCCUCUUG